Aspergillus piperis CBS 112811 is the source of this 1072-nucleotide messenger RNA. RefSeq lists its product as uncharacterized. The record is from RefSeq and is a predicted model, not a curated record. The coding region runs from base 381 to 935 and encodes 184 amino acids. The transcript has a single exon. Lineage: Eukaryota; Fungi; Ascomycota; Eurotiomycetes; Eurotiales; Aspergillaceae.
UUUACAUUUUCAGUCUGUUCUAAUGGUUGAACCACAGGUUCAAUGUACCUGAUCCAUGGCUCGCAUCGAUUGGCCUCAAUUGCAUCGCAGCGUCAAUGCUGCGACACUCCUCUGACAGGAUCAGCAAGCGGGAUAGCCAACUGUUGGAUCACAGGUGCGCGGAAAUUAUAUGUGCACAAUUAUGCGACCGUGGCAAAAUCGUGGUUAAAUACUUGGCCCCCUUGGCUCUCGGAGUUAUUGCAUCGUUGCCUAAAAAGGACCGACACCAACUUGCUCCACGGUGACCCUAUCGUUACCACCUUGUAGUAAUUAUCCACUCCUUCGUCCGACCCUAAGCGAAUGACAUCUUGGACUCCUUCCAACCCUUGGCUAAACCGUUGAUGACCCUCGGUUUCAAGGAGGAAAAGACAGGUGAGAACAAGGGGGAUGAGAAAAAAAAAAUCCAUCUGGAAAGGGAGGAUGAAAGCGGCGCAGGGGACCGAGGGAGAAAAACAAGAAAACAGCAAAUCAGAGCGUGUGUAAGACACGCGGCAGGCACAAGCUUUUGUUCCUCUCUCGCUCCGCCUUCGUAUAGUCUACAGUGUGUACGCACUACGCAGGACACACAGUGCACACGCCCUCGUUGCUUUCCCCGGCCGGUCAGCGCAACGAACGAUCCUCCCGACCGAGUCGAAAAGUGGAUAAUGCCAGCCUCUGCGGAUGCGCAUGCGCCUAUCACAGCUGCCAACACUGGCUUUCUCACUGGGGCCGUCUCCAGUCGAGACUCCACUGGAUCGAUGUCGUCCUUUGCUCCUCCUUCAGUCACCGUGUCUGACCACCUCAGCCGUGACGCAGACCUUGUCCAGUGCCUGCCCAGAAUCCUCGCAAGGCCAAACCAGGGGAUACAACCUUUUUGCCCCCAGUUAUCAUCCUUGGGUCUCGUUGGCUCGACGUGACUACUCCGUAGCGGAUGAAGUCUCCCUCAGGGGAAAGUAUUAAUAUCAUACAAUUUGUCUCCAUGGCGGCACCCACUUGGCUAGCAUCAUUCACUGUGACCUUAUUAGUACCAUUACUCUGCCCACUUCCCGGUCCA